Abrus precatorius (Indian licorice) is the source of this 1987-nucleotide messenger RNA. RefSeq names its product protein DETOXIFICATION 29-like. The record is from RefSeq and is a predicted model, not a curated record. Gene Ontology annotation, molecular function: antiporter activity; xenobiotic transmembrane transporter activity. Bases 66 to 1604 code for a protein of 512 amino acids. NCBI's taxonomy places the organism in Eukaryota, Viridiplantae, Streptophyta, Magnoliopsida, Fabales, Fabaceae. Gene Ontology annotation, biological process: xenobiotic detoxification by transmembrane export across the plasma membrane. Gene Ontology annotation, cellular component: vacuolar membrane. The transcript has 8 exons.
GGAAUAAUUUGAACCUAUCUUCCAAAAAUCUUUUUCUCCAUUCUCUUUCUUUCUUUAAGAGAUCAAUGAAAUACUCUGAUGGGAACUCUAAGCAGCCAUUACUGACCUCAAGGGAAAGAGAUGAACCGCACCAAAUCCACCCACCCCCACCACCCACCGCAGUUUUCACCGCGGACGCCCCAGACAUAGCUCCGAUUACCGGUCCCGGCGAUUUCUUUAGGGAGUUCAUGAGGGAGUCGAAGAAGCUGUGGUACCUAGCCGGCCCUGCCAUAUUCUCCUUCAUCUCCAAGUACUCCCUGGGUGCUUUCACUCAAAUCUUCGCCGGCCACGUCGGCACCAUCGAACUCGCCGCUGUUUCCGUCGAAAACUCCCUCAUCGCUGGAUUCUCCUUUGGCAUUAUGCUGGGAAUGGGAAGCGCGUUGGAAACGCUAUGUGGGCAAGCAGUGGGGGCAGGGAAGCUGGAAAUGCUAGGGAUAUACAUGCAAAGAUCAUGGGUGUUACUCACGUCAAUGGCUAUUCCUCUAUGCCUUCUAUACAUCUUCGGAGGACCCAUUCUCAAGUUUUUAGGCCAAACAACUGAAAUAUCAGAGGCUGCCGGAACCUUCGCCAUUUGGAUGAUCCCACAGCUAUUUGCUUACGCUCUCAACUUCCCAGUGGCCAAGUUUCUGCAGUCGCAGAGUAAGGUGAUGGUCAUUGCGCUCAUAUCGGGGGUGGCAAUGCUGCUUCACCCCAUCAUGUGUUGGUUGUUCAUUAUGAAGUUUCGGUGGGGAUUGCCCGGUGCCGCCGUUGUGCUCAACGCCUCGUGGUGGUUCGUGGUGGUGGCUCAGUUGACGUACGUGUUCAGUGGCGCGUGCGGACGAGCGUGGAGUGGGUUCUCUCUGGAAGCCUUUCAUAAUCUCUAUGGCUUCUUUCGCCUCUCUCUCGCCUCUGCCGUUAUGCUUUGUUUGGAAACAUGGUACUUUAUGAUUCUGGUUUUGUUUGCUGGAUACCUCGAAAAUGCAGAAGUCACCGUAGAUGCAUUCUCUGUCUGCAUGAAUAUAUUGGGCUGGACCAUCACGGUAUGUUUUGGGAUGAACGCUGCUGUCAGUGUGAGGGUGUCUAAUGAACUAGGGGCACUGCACCCAAGAACAGCAAGAUUUUCGCUAGUGGUUGCCGUGAUUACUUCAAUUUUGAUCGGUAUUGUAUUGGCUCUGAUUUUACUGAUCACGCGGGAUGAGUACCCUUCAUUGUUUUCAAACGACGAACAAGUAAAAGAUCUUGUCAAGGACCUCACGCCAUUGUUGUCCUUCUGCAUUGUCAUUAAUAACGUUCAGCCUGUUCUCUCUGGAGUUGCCAUUGGGGCGGGAUGGCAGGCUCUUGUUGCCUAUGUAAACAUUGGAUGCUACUACCUAUUUGGAAUUCCUAUGGGUCUUCUAUUGGGUUACAAGCUUGACUUUGGAAUCAAGGGAAUCUGGAGUGGAAUGAUAGCAGGGACAAUACUGCAGACUUGUGUUCUUUUGGUAAUAAUCUACAAAACAAACUGGAACAAAGAGGCUUCACUUGCCGAAGAUAGGAUAAGGAAUUGGGGCGGUGAACAUCAAGAAGCGCAACUGGGAAAGACAUAGAAAACACAGAAGAAACAUGAAAUUGCAGUGGGAGGAUUGGUACUAAUGCUAUAGAUAUUUGAUAUGAGGACAGCUAUAUUUAUUUCCUUGAGAAUAUUUUAUGAACUUGUUACAAAUCCUUUUAGUUUACCUAAGAAAAAUAGUUCAUUUGUGUCAAAAAGAUGAAUUUUAAGACUAUUUCUAAUUACGAGUUUUUUAAAAUUGUAAGUGAUGUUUCAAAAGUUGAAUUAAAGAUUGAACCCGCGACAGUUUUUGAUUUCUUAUUUGAUUUGUUCAACCGAGAUUCAGUGUAAUAAGAAACGAUGGCACUGGAAUUAUGAACAAUUUGUGAUCUAACCAAUGAUUUGGUUGUUGAUCAGGACUAAUUUUAAGUUGUUGUUCAU